UUAAUGCCAAUGUGACCUUCAAGACCUUAACCACAACCAUGUGUGGCAUCUUUUGCCUGCUGAGGCUGGCAGCUGCUCAGCUGGACGGGGACAAAACUGUGCAUGAACAUUUGAAAAGACGAGGUCCCAACUGCAGUCAGGAUCUCACUGUGACAGGCACAAACCCCUUUUAUCAGUGUGUGUUCUCUGCUCACGUGCUUCACUUGAGGGGACUCCUCACCCCUCAGCCCGUCCAAGACAAUGCUGGAAACGUCCUGGUGUGGAACGGGGAGGUUUUUGGAGGGUUGCCAGUGAUGCCAGAGGAGAAUGACACGGCUGUCCUCUCUCAGCGACUGUCGGCUUGCAACGACCCCUCCGAGAUUCUGUCCAUCCUGUCUAGUGUACGAGGACCGUGGGCAUUUGUUUACUACCAACGGGCUAGAGACUACCUUUGGUUUGGCAGAGACUUUUUUGGCAGGCGAAGUUUGCUUUGGAAAUUUGACCCAGAGGAGAACGGCUUGACUCUUACAUCUGUCGCAGCCCAUACUUCUGGGCCUGCUCAGAUUGUGUGGCAAGAGGUCCCAGCAGUUGGUGUGUUUAGGAUUGAUCUGAAAGCGGUUACUGAUGCUGGCUCUGUGACCUUUGAGGUGUAUCCUUGGGCUCACGCAGGAAAUGAUCUUCCCUCCACUUGCAAUGAAAUUAAGCUGGAGUCUCUCCCUAGCAGCUGCACUGCGGUGAUGAACCAGACAGGCCUGGUCCUCGCCUCACCAGUGUGCCCACUUAAUACAUCGAUCCCCAAAUUAUUAAAUGAGACAGAACUGCAUCUAAAUUCACAUCCAUCUGUUGAGGACCUGGACCAGUUGCUAGGAUGUACAGGGAGCAAGAAUGAAGUGAACAGUCUUAUCGAUGUGCUCAGCGAGGCUGUGCGGCGCCGUGUUCAGUGUCUGCCCUUUGGGGAUCAAGAUAAUUCACCACUUAUUAAUGGCCAAGCCGCAGUUGCCAUACUUUUCUCAGGAGGUAUUGAUUCAAUGAUUCUGGCUGCCUUGGCCGACCGUCACAUACCCACUCAUCAGCCAAUAGACCUUCUCAAUGUAGCAUUCAAACUGCAGGAUCCAAGCACAAAGGUAGAGUCCACAAAGAAACACAAAAAACACAAUAACAAGCCCACAGAUUCUACAAUGACCGGAGCUAAUUCCCAAAAGUCUAGCUCCUUCGAUGUUCCAGACAGAAUUACUGGGAAAGCUGGUUUGAAGGAAUUACAAGACUUAAAUCCUGAAAGAAGAUGGAAUUUUGUUGAAAUCAACGUAGCACAGGAGGAGCUGCAGAAAAUGCGGCAGGAGCGCAUUUGCCAUUUGGUGCACCCACUGGAUACAGUGCUUGAUGACAGCAUUGGAUGUGCUGUGUGGUUUGCGGCUAGAGGUGCAGGGUUCAUCGCGGAGGACAAUGACCAGACAUGCUUCACUUCAUCAGCAAAGGUCAUCUUGACAGGCAUUGGAGCAGAUGAGCAGCUUGCAGGCUACUCGAGACACAGAGUCCGAUUUAAGACGUCUGGGCAUGAGGGACUGAUCCAAGAACUAGCCAUGGAGCUGGGCAGGAUCUCCUCCAGGAAUCUGGGCCGGGACGACAGAGUGAUCGCAGACCAUGGAAAGGAAGCUAGGUUCCCCUACUUGGAUGAAGAUGUGGUGAGCUUCUUGAAUGCCUUGCCUGUGUGGGAGAAGGCAGAUUUGUCCCUGCCACGAGGCGUUGGAGAGAAACUCCUCCUGAGACUGGCAGCAAAGCAGCUGGGCCUCGGCCCCUCAGCCGUCCUGCCUAAGAGGGCCAUGCAGUUCGGUUCCCGCAUCGCCAAGCUGGAGAACAGCCGUGAAAAGGCCUCAGACAAAUGCAAAAGACUCCUCACAGGGUAGACAGGUCAUUAAUUUUUAAUUGAAAACAGGAUUUUAAUAGAAAUUAUACAUUAUAAAAUUACAAAAGCAAUAGUUUUGUUGCAUAUUUACAGUCACAAUUGAUGAUUUACAGUCACACAUUCUUUAACCUGGCUAAAAAGACACAAUUUGUGUUUGCUUUCUUUCCUGUGCUUGCCUUAAUUAUUUUGCAACGUGGCAUAAUAAAGUUGAAGUUUUCCUUAA
Molecule: messenger RNA, 2105 nt
Organism: Myripristis murdjan (pinecone soldierfish)
Lineage: Eukaryota; Metazoa; Chordata; Actinopteri; Holocentriformes; Holocentridae
Gene: asnsd1
Product: asparagine synthetase domain containing 1
Exons: 3
Coding region: 39-1883 (614 amino acids)
Molecular function (GO): asparagine synthase (glutamine-hydrolyzing) activity
Source: RefSeq, a predicted model, not a curated record